This is a messenger RNA of Prorocentrum cordatum, 203 nucleotides long. Lineage: Eukaryota; Dinophyceae; Prorocentrales; Prorocentraceae. The record is from the annotation of a GenBank genome assembly.
GAGGGCCCGAACGCGGACGCCGAUUCGCCCGGCGCGGCCCGCGCGGGAUCCCCCGAGCCGCCACCCAGGCCCGACCCCGCCGAGCCGCCCGCGGGCCGCCUGGCGGCCGGGCGUGGGCCGCCGCCGCCCGCGCCCGCGGAGGUGUCGGAGCUGCUCUCCUGCAUGGUGGCCGAGAUCACGUCGCUGGCCCAGCGCGUGGACAG